ACCCACUUGUUUUUUAGUAGAAAAAAAUAAUUUUCUUUUCCCUUCUAUUUCUACUAUAUAUACACACACACACAUUAUGGAGACAUAUCAUGGAUACAUUAAGACAUCUCAAGAUGCUUUAAUCAUAUUCGAAGCAUGCAGAAAAUCACAACUCAUCCGUGUACAACGUAGACUUUCAUCUAAAGAACGAGUUCAAAUUCGGUCUGGCUCUGUUUUUGCCUGGGAUGAACGAGAGGCUGGUAUGCGUCGUUGGACAGACGGUCGCACUUGGUCUCCUAGCCGUGUCUUAGGUAGCUUCUUGACCUAUCGAGAAUUAGAUAGCAAACGCAGACCACGCAGACUUUCUAGCCUUAAUUACAGCAAAGCAUCUUCCUCAUGCUCAUAUAAACAAGAUGGUCUCAUUAAACAAAGUUUUUCUAUCUGCACAGCCAAUAACCAAAAAUUGCACCUCAUUUCCUAUUAUUCUAAAUCAGACGUUCUAGCUGGCCGCUUAACACAACCUACUCAAGACCCUCUUUUGAGCGAUAUCCAUGUACCCAAGGGCCUCUAUCCUGAACUCAAUCCUUUAGACACAAGUGGUGGCCAUUCUGCUACACUUCACAACAUGAGACAACAACAACAUGAAUUAAUAUCGCCUGUUCUAUCUUAUAAAGACGACGACGAUUCCUUACCACCUUCACUCUCUUCUUCCCCAAGCACACUACAAGAAGACAUUAUUAUGACAGAUUUAUUACCCUCCCCUCAAUCAAUGUGCUCCUCUGUUUCUUCUUUAUCAUCCUACCAUUUCCAACAAAAACAUGUUGGCUCUCCUUUUCUCACACCCAGUUCUAUUCAGUUGCUGCCUGCUCAGGACAUUGCCUGGGAAAGGCUGCCUUCUACAGAAGAUCAACGUCAACUUAGAGCGCUUUAUGGUUUAUUAAAACUUUAAAUUUUACUCCUUUUUCAUUCUCAUUCCCUUUUUUAUACAUAUAUGAUUUUCAUAACCUAUAGACUUUUAAAACACCUGUACACACACGCACACAUAUAAACACACCACAUAGAUGAUACACAUUAAUGCACACGCAUAUAUGUUUAUGUAAACAACAUUCAUUAUUAUUAUUAUUAUUAUUAUUAUUAUUAUUAUUAUUAUUAUUAUUAUUGUUUUCUGUAUUAAAAAUAAAGAAAAAAAGUGCC
This is a messenger RNA of Gilbertella persicaria, 1173 nucleotides long. Its product is annotated as Gti1/Pac2 family-domain-containing protein. The transcript has a single exon. Gene Ontology annotation, molecular function: DNA binding. The record is from RefSeq and is a predicted model, not a curated record. Bases 77 to 928 code for a protein of 283 amino acids. NCBI's taxonomy places the organism in Eukaryota, Fungi, Mucoromycota, Mucoromycetes, Mucorales, Choanephoraceae.